Molecule: messenger RNA, 3268 nt
Organism: Chrysemys picta bellii (western painted turtle)
Lineage: Eukaryota; Metazoa; Chordata; Testudines; Emydidae
Product: COMM domain-containing protein 4
Source: RefSeq, a predicted model, not a curated record
AUAAGGCUUUUUUAACAGGGUCAUUAACCAGUGGAACAACUGCCCAGGUGCUCUCCAUCACUGGCAAUUUCUAAAUCCAGAUCUGCUCUGGUUCAAACAGGCAUUAAUUCAGGGGCGCCCAAUGGGCUGUUACAUCAUGGUCCCAUCUGGCCUCGAUCGUCCCGUCUGACCUGUGUAAGCUGUGAAAAGUCUGGUUUGGUUUUUAUGAAUGAUCUAACCCCAGCUGAGUUGCCGUGCUGUGGCUUGGCCCUGUCUUACCGCCACUGGCCUGGUUAUUGUGCGGUGUUAACCUUAGGCUUUGGCUGUACAAAUGGUUAGUUUCGGCAAGCCAGGGUGUAAAUCUGCCAUGUGCUAGGUGGCCGGGUGGACCCUGCUCCACACCCCGAGUUCUGCAGCGCGCGUGGGAUCUGCCCUGCUUGGAAACAGUAGGUGAAAGUGCUCUAGCAGCUGUUAGUCUGCGGUAGCAGAGUCUUAACGGACAGUGCGCAGCUGGCUAGGGCAGGGUAGCUUUACACCCCAGCUUGCCAUGAGCUAAGUGUUUGCUUAGACAGGCCCUUACUCCUCUGGCCCUUGGCCAUUAUUAGUAUUUGGAUCCCUAGCAUCAAUUGAUUCUAGUUAGACUUAACCCCUGCCUGUCCCAGGCUUGUUUAAACCCUAACCUGUUUUGACCCGUCGGUUGCAUUGACUUCCCCUCCCCAACACACACACAGUCCCCUGCCCAUCGCUACUUCUUACCCAGGUUGGUGACAAUGAGCCCAGCUCUUUCUGCCUGCUGCCCCUCGUGGCCCAGUGCGAGGUGGCGUCUGUCCGUGCCCCCUCUCUAGUCUCUUGCAGAUGAUGAACAGCAAAGGACAGGCCAAGUCAAGGGCUAUUGGAUCCUAUGUCAAUUGUAUGGGUCUGUCAAAGCUGCCUCCCUGCAGGGAAGAGCCCUGCUGCCAUACAGAGUCCCAAAGGUUUCUCCUCCUCUCUCCAGAGUCCGGGGACGUGAAGGCCACUAUUGCCGUGCUCAGCUUCAUCCUCUCCAGUGCAGCCAAACACAGCGUAGACAGCGACUCUCUGUCCAGCGAGCUGCAACAGCUGGGGCUGCCCAAAGAACAUGCCACAGGAUUGUGCCGGUCCUAUGAGGAGAAACAGAGCCCCCUGCAGGACAGCCUGAGGACACGCAGCCUGAGAUUGAACCGUCUGGACUCUGUGUCCUGGAGGGUGGAUCACACGCUCAGCUCCAGUGAGCUCCAGACGGUCAAUGAGCCCCUUGUGCACCUGAAGUUCACCGUGCGAGACGGGGACCGAGGCGUGACGGAGCCCUUUGCUAUGACUGUGUCGGCAGAGAAGUUCCGGGUCUUACUGACAGAGCUGAGACAGGCCCACGCCAUGAUGAAAACUCUCAGCUGAGGAGCCGGGAGGACGGCAGCGAGCGUGGAAGGAGCCAGCUGAUUGCUCUGCAGCUCAUCAGAGAGUCUGGUGGGUGCGGUUCCUCCGCUGGGGAAGCCCCUCGCUGCACACAGCCGCAGACACCGCCUGGGCAGAGGUUGGACUGGGCUCUCCUCCCUUCUCAGACCCCUGCAGCUGAAACUGACAAUUGCUCUUCCCACUCUUCCUGGCUACUGCCUCCCCCUCCCCCGUCCAGCUCUCUUGCUGUGGAGCCUCCUACCUGCCCCUCCUCCAUCCUGCCCACAAGCCCUUGUGCUUCCAGGAGCCCCACCGCAGGAUCCGUCCCCAGAGCAAUGGUGGAUGGGAGCUUGGUGGCUUCUGCAUCUGCUAACGAGAUCUCCACCUUGAGACCAGCUUCAGUUCGGAGUUCCCAUAACAAAGGCGUCCAAACCCAUGGGCCGUGCCACUGUGUAACACACAUGUCUCCGGAGAAUACCCAGGCCUGCCGGCUGGAGGCUACUUUAACAGUGAAAGACCCUGAAAUCCCCUGCCCAGCCCUUUGUUGGUGGUUGUGUUCCUGAACAGCUGCAGGGAGCUGAUCUGCCCUUUUGCUUCUGCUUGAAUUGUCUCCUGUGACUACUCCAGGGCAGGCACUUGGUCUUCUCUGGAGACUAGCACGCUGCAGCCCACCAAAUGCUGCGGCUAGGCCAGCUCCACAUCACCCAUUGACUGAACUCCUGCAGCAAUCCAGGAUGCCUGUGGCUGGGACGACUCUGCCAGUCGUACAUAAGAGGUUGGAAAGUUUCAUCAGCCGACGCACCAUGGAGCAUUCUCUAGUCCCUUCUUGCUCCCCCGCAUCCCUCCCCUUAAAAGCACUUUGCCUCUGUUUUUUCCACUUCCUUUAAAGGAGCCCCUUACCUAGGGGACAAAUGCAGCUUUUCUGUCUUUCCUUCCCCCCAUGCUCCUACCACCUUUUCCAGGGCAGCUCAGUGCAUGGAAUAAAGGAUCAGCAGGAACAUGCAUCUGUGAAUAUCUCCAUGCGUUUCCGGUUGGCCUUGGCACAUGAAGCCAGUUAUUUGUAAUGUUUCCUAUUUUGCCAGCGGGAUCCAACAAAGCCACGAGGAGCAUUUUUAAUUUGCAUUGCUGCCUCCCUUGGCACCCCUGCACCCUCAUUUCUGACACCCUCAGACUGGGAGCAGAGAUGUGUCUUUAAAUAACUGGAGUAAAUCUUUUGUAUUUGAAAGGGGGGGAUUGAUGCCACAGACAAAAUUCAUCAUACGGGCAGGUGCUCUAUAACCUGUUCCCACCCCCUGCAGCUCUGUCAAUGUUUCUCCAUCCCACAUACACCCUUUCUGCUCCUUCAGUCCUGACCUCUGCAGAAACCAGAGCCAGGGUAGGCAAAGUCCGUAAACUAUUCACUCACCCCAGCCUUGUCUUGUACAACCCUGGCUAGUCCAGCCCUUGCCCCAGGCACAGCUCUGGUAACAGCCAUCGAGGGACCAGUUGGGUUUUGCUAACUUCAUUUAAGCUGUGCUCCGUUUACAUUGUCCCCUGCCACUGGUGCCUAUUGUGCUAACCCCCUUUCCCGGCUACAGCUCAGGGCUCUGGUUUACAGGAACUUCACAGCUUGGGGAUGAUGCAGUUGCUCCUUUAGCGCAAAGCCAGCACAGCCUGAAGGCGGUGAAGUGGGAAACCAUUUUAACUGCAGACUCUGAAAUAAUUUGGUAAAUUGCUGCUAAACAGCAAAAGCCCAGGGCAGCCCUGUAUUUUUAAGAACAAGGCCGUGCUCCAUUGAAUUGAAAGACAAUACAAUUAAAAUGGUACAAACAAUAGUUUAAUAAUAAUACCUAACUCUUCUAUCACGCUUUCAGAAGUAAAUCUCAACACACUUUAAAAA